AUGAAAAUCAGCGCUAUUGCCUUUCUUACUACCGCCGUUGGCCUUGCCACUGCACAAAAUGGAACCGAGCCCUUUGCAGCUGACUUCUCUCCUAUUGUUGAAAAGGGAUCCUAUACUUCGCUUUUGGGAGCCAUCAAUGAGACUGGCAGCGACGCGGUGAUUUCUUCAAACGCCCCUGUCACGAUUUUUGGCCCUUGGGACGAGGCCUUUGAUAACAUUACCGAUGUGUUGGAAACUCUAACAACGGAAGAUAUUCAAGGUGUCCUUCUCAAUCACGUGAUCGUUGGUGUUAAUCUCACCACAGAAAUGAUAGCGGCAGAAGGUUGUAUUGAAGCCACAACAGCCGGAGGCUUGGAGAUUUCUAUUUUCCGUGAUCCAUUCACCGGCCUUAUCGAUGUUGAUGGAUUUCAUGUUGUUGUGGACCCCGAUAUCACUGGGGACUAUGGAGUUAUGCACGGAAUUGAUCGUGUGAUCCUCGCGGAAGAGCAUGUAUUCUUUCCCUGCCCUCCUCCCCUCGACCUUUCGCCUAUUGCCCAGCUUGGAAACUACUCGACUCUUCUCGCUCUACUUGAGCAAACAAACAACGAUUUCGCAAUUUCUAUCGCCCUUUCGAACUCAACCAUCUUUGGGCCAAGCGACACUGCUUUUGCUGCCAUUCAGAGUACCCUGGAUGAAUUGAACGAUGAUCAGCUCAAUGAGGUUCUCUGGGGACAUCUGGCGUAUGGCGAAGUAUUUUCUAAUGAGGUUCGUGCAUUCGGAUGUGUUGAGGUGGAGACAUUUGCAGGGACAUCCGUAGCCGUUCGUUUCAACGAUACUACAGGCAUAGCCUCGGUCAACGGCAUUCCAAUUAGUUCUACCAACUUUGACAUUGCUGGAGAAGGUUAUGUCUUCCAUGGAAUUGAAGGCGUUCUUGCCGAUUCGGAAUACGUUCCGUGUGAUCCUCUUGACCUUUCCUUGGUAGAGUUAGCUGGAAACUACAGCACGUUUCUCAGUUUGGUUGCUCAAACAGGCCUCGCCAACGAACUCAACGAUUUUAUACCCGUUACCAUCUUUGGGCCGAGCGACGCUGCUUUUGCUGCCAUUCAGAGUACCCUAGAUGAAUUGAACAAUGAUGAGAUUAGGGAGGUUCUCUUGGGACAUCUGGCGUUUGGCGAAAUAUUCUAUGAUGAGGUUCGCGCAUUCGAAUGUGCUGAGGCGAUAACAUUUGGAGGAACUUUCCUAGCCGUUCGUGUCAACCGCACUACAGGCACAGCUUCGGUCAACGGCAUUCCAAUUAGUUCUACCAACUUUGACAUUGAUGGAGAAGGUUAUGUCUUCCAUGGAAUUGAAGGCGUUCUCGCCGAUUCGGAAUACGUUUCGUGUUCCGCAAAUCCUCUUGACCUUUCCUUGGUAGAGUUAGCUGGAAACUACAGCACGUUUCUCAGUUUGGUGGCUCAAACAGGCCUCGUCGACGAACUCAACAAUUUUACACCCGUUACCAUCUUUGGGCCGAGCGACGCUGCUUUUGCUGCCAUUCAGAGUACCCUAGAUGAAUUGAACAAUGAUGAGAUUAGGGAGGUUCUCUUGGGACAUCUGGCGUUUGGCGAAAUAUUCUAUGAUGAGGUUCGCGCAUUCGAAUGUGCUGAGGCGAUAACAUUUGGAGGAACUUUCCUAGCCGUUCGUGUCAACCGCACUACAGGCACAGCUUCGGUCAACGGCAUUCCAAUUAGUUCUACCAACUUUGACAUUGAUGGAGAAGGUUAUGUCUUCCAUGGAAUUGAAGGCGUUCUCGUCGAUUCGGAAUACGUUCCGUGUUCCGCAGAUCCCCUUGACUUUUCCUCGGUAGAGUUAGCUGGAAACUACAGCACGCUUCUCAGUUUGGUGGCUCAAACAGGCCUCGUCGACGAACUCAACGAGGUUCGACCCGUUACAAUUCUGGCGCCCACCGACGCGGCGUUUGCACGGUAUCAAAGCAACUUGACAGGACUAUCGGACGAGGAGAUUGCAGAGAUACUUCGCAUUCAUGUCAUUGCAUUUGACACCAUUGAUGCACAGUGGAUCCUUGAUUCAGAGUGCAUGGAAUUUUUCACGGAAGGGGGGUCCAUGGUCAGUUUCAGAUACGACAAUGUUACUGAGCAAAUCACCGUCAAUGGAAUCCCCCUUGUGCAGGCCGACAUUCUUGGUAACUUUGGAGUCUUGCAUGGUAUUGAUGGCAAUUUUGCUUUUGAUGGACAAUAUGAACCCUGUUUUGAAGAUCCGUAUAGUGUAGUUGGAUAUCUCACGUCCUACUAUGACCAACAAGUCACUGAAGCGGCAGUGGCGGCAUUUGCAUCAAGUGCAACGUUUUUCGGACCAACCGACGAGGCAUUUUACUCUCUUGAUGAAUAUCCAUUUUACAGUGAUGAUGCUGCCGAGAGAGAAGUCGAGUUGUUGCUCGGACACAUUGUUCCAGGUAUCCACACAGCUGCACAAGUAAAAGAAGCUGGAUGCGUUAUUCUCGAUACUUUGGCUGGAACUAAGGUCCGUGUCAUGUGGGUGGAAGGCGAUAUGGGUGGGCGUCGUUUAGCGGGCCAUGAAAUGACUGGAAUGGUGAUGGUAAAUGACGCCAUGGUCAUUCUUGCCGACCAAUUGGACGAAGAAUCUGAUGUUAUGUUCCAUGGGAUUGACAAGGUCAUUCUUUCGGGAUCCUUUAGCGAGUGCCCGUCUACCAUGUCCCCAGUGACAGCUCCAACCGAUGCCCCAGCACCCAGAGGGACUCCACCAACCGAAUCGAGUGCCGCCUUUUUCAAUCAUGUCAGCAUUAUCUUUGCCUCCAUGUUUGCACUGCUCGCUCUUUAG
Cylindrotheca closterium is the source of this 2817-nucleotide messenger RNA. The record is from the annotation of a GenBank genome assembly. Lineage: Eukaryota; Bacillariophyta; Bacillariophyceae; Bacillariales; Bacillariaceae.